Laetiporus sulphureus 93-53 is the source of this 1236-nucleotide messenger RNA. RefSeq lists its product as uncharacterized. The coding region runs from base 141 to 935 and encodes 264 amino acids. The transcript is spliced from 6 exons. Lineage: Eukaryota; Fungi; Basidiomycota; Agaricomycetes; Polyporales; Laetiporaceae. The record is from RefSeq and is a predicted model, not a curated record.
AUUAGGUCCAUCUCCAAUUUGAACCUGAGCAAGCGGCAGAAAUUCACGCACCGCGUGGCCGGGGAGUCUACAAAAGCCUGCAUGGGAUGAGGAGUGGGGAAACACCCUCCCAUUGACUGCCUUACCGAAGCACAUUCGUCAUGAGCACUGUCAACGAAAGCGUGAACUUCGUCCGUAAUGUCAAGCUCGCCAUUCCACCGCCUCCUCCUCCAUCUGCUCGGGCAGAAGGAGCUGCGGGCGGUGCUUCCGUCGCCGCCGCCGAUGAAGAUACGGCAGCGGUUGUCGAUAGCUCCGUGAUCUCCUUUGUCGGAAACCUCUCUGGACAGCAGAAGUCCGACGUGAUGAACUCCUCGCUGUUCGCGCAGUGGGCGGCAAACGCGCAAUACGAUCGCAACCAAAAGGACCAGGCCAUGAAGUGGUACGGCGUGUACAAGACCACUCUCGAGAACGUGGGAUGGAUAGUCCAAAACUUCAGCUUCGUCGACCUUUCCAACGCCAGCGGUCAUGACAGUGUCGACAAGGCCGUGCUUUUCGUCAUGGAGGCAUUCCUCGGCUCGUCUGCCAUGGAAGCUUUCAAGGCUAUGAUCGAUGCUUUGAAGAGACCCGACACUGAAGGUGCCUACACUCUGUUCAAAUCCCACUCCUGGGAGAACACCAGAGCGGAUUUCCAGUCGGGCGUGUGCCAGGUUGACCAGGGCAAGAACGCAAUGUGGCGUAUCGGAUGUUACGAUUACGAGACGUCUGGUUUCGACGGAGAUGUCCUCUUCUACAAGUUCGGGUCUGACUCUGUGGCCUUCCAAUACAGUACCCAGGACAUGAUCCUGAAUGAAGAGGUGUACGCGAUGGUUAGGAAUGAGAUCAUAGAGAGGCUUGGGGAUCAUGCCCAGGACUUUGUCAAGAACGUCCCUCUCAAGCCUCCUACUCGCCGUUCUUGAUGCGCUAGCGCUUGUGCUCUACUCGGUCAUAACUGUGGAACGUAUCAGAGUUUGCGAGCUAUACGCAUCCUGAAGUUGUUAGUAUGGAAAUGUAUGAUGUGUUAUGGCAGCGUAUCCUCAUGAGGUGCCAUGAGACCCGUUCCACAGCCGCAUUGAAUGGAAAUGCCUGUGCUAUCGCUGCCCCGAGAAUAAAGACUUCAACUUGACUGUUAGUACCAACUACGAACCUGCGCAAUUUUUCCUCUGAACACUAGCGCAUGGAAGCACGCCACUCAAGUCCUUUUCCUUCGUUCCGUUUCCC